This is a messenger RNA of Diachasma alloeum, 2909 nucleotides long. RefSeq names its product cytoplasmic dynein 1 intermediate chain (gene sw). Gene Ontology annotation, molecular function: dynein heavy chain binding; dynein light chain binding. The transcript has 11 exons. Gene Ontology annotation, cellular component: cytoplasmic dynein complex. Gene Ontology annotation, biological process: transport along microtubule. The record is from RefSeq and is a predicted model, not a curated record. NCBI's taxonomy places the organism in Eukaryota, Metazoa, Arthropoda, Insecta, Hymenoptera, Braconidae. The coding region runs from base 177 to 2384 and encodes 735 amino acids.
UCGCGUGUGGUGUGGCUGGUGCAUUCAGCCUGGCGGUGGUGUUUAAACGAUAAUUAACGUCAUAUAAAUUCGGGGGUUUUAUAAAGUCAAUACACAAUUUAUUUGUUCUACGAGCAUGAAAUUUUAUUCACAAGAAGACUGUGCAUUCCCAAAAAACACAAAAAUUAUCAAGAAUAAUGGAAGAAUUCAUUUUUUCGCCUGCCGUCUCUGUGCGUAAAAAACCUGAACAAGUCAUGAUGUCCGAUCGAAAGGCUGAGUUGGAGAGGAAGAAGGCCAAACUGCAGGCCAUUAGGGAGGAGAAGGAACGACGUAGAAGGGAGAAAGAGCAGAAAGAUGUGGAGGAGGCGACAGUAAGGGCAGCUGGAACUGACAAAGAUCAUCGAAAGGAACUGGAUGCUAUGCUGUCUUCGCUCGGAGUAGCUCCUGUCUCCGAUGUUUUAUCUAGUCUCUCGAGUAUGAAUUCUCUUGCAUCAGAUGUGAGUAAUAAUGUCACCCCUGAUGCCAGUAUGCAACCAUCGAGUAUAACUUCAGCACAAAGUAGUUCAGCAAAGAAAAAAUCAAAUCGUGAAUUAACAGUCGUCUCAGUGGCCCACACAAACAUUCCCCCAAAAGAGCCAGUGGUGUACAGUAAGCAGACCCAAACAGCCCAAACAGCCCAAACAUCGCACGACGGACUGUCCGCCUCCUCUUCCGCAAACACCAUCUACUCCUACUGUACGACAACGUCACCAACUCACUCUUGCUCCGCAGGCUACUUUGAGACUGACUGGUGGCGUCCCAGGAAAGGUGGGUCUGCACCAAACUACCUAUCUCAUGCAUUCGACUAUUACGACGAGUACAAUCUAAAUCCUGGUUUAGAGUGGGAGGACGAAUUCACAGCCGAGGAUGAGGAGAACAGUCUUCCUCACAUGGAUGGUUUCCAAAGUAAGCUACCACCGGGUAUUCUACCUCAUGGGCUGCCACAGGUGAAAGAGGUCCAGCCGGCAGUCACUCAGGUCGAACAGCAGUCAAAGGAGGAGAAGCCCAAAGAAGUCCGGGAAUUGAGCGAAGAAGAGAAACAAAUGCUGAUUCUCUCCGAGGACUUUCAAAAAUUCCUGGACAGAACUAGUAGAAUUGUUGAAAGGGCAUUAGCUGAAUCUGUCGAUAUUUAUGCCGACUACACUGGAACGUUGGAUGGAGAUGAAGGAAUGGACGAAAAGAGCCAUCAGCGGCUGUGGCUUAACCGUUCAUUCUAUGACGAGCGUUGGUCCCGCAACCGUUGCGUGACCUCUCUCGACUGGUCACCCCAGUUCCCCGAGCUUCUAGCAGCCUCCUAUCACCACAACGACGAUGCCCCCAACGACCCAGACGGCAUCUGCCUCAUCUGGAACACAAAAUUCAAGAAAACGACCCCUGAAUUCAUCUUCCACUGUCAGUCGCCAGUGAUGUCGACAACAUUCGCUCGUUUCCACCCGAAUUUAAUUCUCGGCGGUACGUACGCAGGGCAGAUAGUCCUCUGGGACAACCGCGUCCAGAAACGCACGCCAAUCCAACGAACUCCCCUGUCAGCGAGUGCUCACACGCACCCAGUCUACUGUCUCAAUGUCGUGGGAACUCAGAACGCCCACAAUCUCAUAAGCAUCUCGACAGACGGCAAAAUGUGCUCCUGGAGUCUGGACAUGCUCUCUCAACCCCAGGAGACCCUGGACCUCCAGGCGAAGCAGUCAAAGCCAAUUGCUGUCACGUGUCUGGCAUUUCCUCAUGGAGACGUGAAUAAUUUCGUAGUCGGAAGUGAGGAUGGCACUGUUUACUCGGCAUGUCGUCAUGGCAUUCGAGCUGGUGUCACUGAGACUUACGAGGGUCACCAGGGCCCAGUUACCUCGGUCAGUGCUCAUGCCGUCCAAGGGGGCAUCGACUUCUCCCACUUGUUCCUCACCUCCUCCAUCGACUGGACUAUUAAGCUCUGGAGUCUCAAAGAGAACAAAGCCCUGCAUUCUUUUGAGCACAAUGGUGAUUAUGUUUACGAUGUCGCCUGGUCACCGACGCAUCCCUCACUUUUCGCAGCUGUUGAUGAUUCAGGGCAUCUGGAUCUGUGGAAUUUGAAUCAGGAUACUGAGGUGCCAACAGCCAGUGUCGUUGUCGAUGGGGCUCCAGCGCUGAAUCGAGUCUCUUGGACACCCAGUGGGCUACAUGUCACCGUUGGAGAUGACUCUGGCAAGAUUUGGGUCUACGAUGUCGCUGAGAAUCUCGCUCAUCCACGGGGGGACGAGUGGAACAAGUUCCUCUACACGCAGCAGGAUUUGAAGAAUAAUAAAGCCGAUGAGGAACUCGAUAAACUCAAUUUGAGUUCUGGGCCCUCGAGUCUCACCUCCAUGUCAUCAAUUUCUUCAGUGCCUAUCAGAUAAAUUGACCGAUUGUUAUUUCAAGUGAGUUUUUACUGGUUUCCCCGGUUUCUAGCGCAAUUCUCAUUCCUCGGGGAUUAUUCGAGCCUGCCGGCAGUAUUAGUUUCAUCCUCCUUUCAAGAUUUCUGUCAAGGUCUUGAGUUUUUAUGAAUUUGUCGAGCCGGUUUUUGCAUCUGUUUUCAAUCUUUUGUUGAUUAUUCGUUUGGAAAAUGUGAGAAGAAUAUGAAUAAUUUUUUAUGCUUAUUGUGUAAAUAAUUGAGAUUAUAUUGAAUUAAAAUUGUCUUUUUUACUCGCUAGCACUGCAUGAUCGAGGUUUCACAAAAUAUUCGCAACUAUAAAUAAUUGUAAAAUAGAUUUUAAAUUUGAAAAGAAGCUAAACCGUUGAACCCAAAUGUUUGUGAGAGUAUCCCUGAUAUAAAAUAUUACUCAUCCCCAGUCUUAUGUUCAACUCCAUGUUUAUUUAUUAAUCAGAAAUGUCCAUGUAAAAAAAUGUAAAAGCCUCAAAAUAAUAAACUCUUUAAUGCAGUA